Messenger RNA from Coniophora puteana RWD-64-598 SS2, 900 nucleotides. RefSeq lists its product as uncharacterized. The record is from RefSeq and is a predicted model, not a curated record. The coding region runs from base 1 to 900 and encodes 299 amino acids. Lineage: Eukaryota; Fungi; Basidiomycota; Agaricomycetes; Boletales; Coniophoraceae. The transcript is spliced from 14 exons.
AUGGCGUCUCUUGCUGCAUCGGCAGCUGGGCUUCAGGCGGUCAAGGCGCCGAUGGGCGUUCUCCAGUAUGCAAAGGUUUCUGGGCUAGCUUUGCUGCUUUUCGACUACUGUAUAACGUUUCCCUUGGAGGUAAAGUGGACGUGGGGGCGGAGGUGGGACCUCACACAAAUCACCUUCUUGCUGUCUCGCUAUCUUCCGUUUGUUGCGGCUACGCUUGCAACUUAUCCAUUCCUAGUUGUUGACCAUCACGACGUUCGUGGACUUCUUUUCGCUCUUCUUCGAUACUCAGAUGCACGUGCAGUGUUUCGCUCGUGGAUGGGCAACUCACACAUCUUAUCUUCUGACGGGCUCCUGCUCCUGCGUACAUAUGCGUUUUGGCUGCGCAACAAGCUCAUCCUUGCAUUCCUCUUGGUCACGGCAAUAGUCUUCGUUGUCGUUGCAGAAGUCUUAGUUGUCCAUCUCAACAAGACUUUAGAUACGGCAAUUAGGAGAGCUAGCGCGAUUCAGUAUGGCUUUCUGGUAGCGUACGAGAUUAUCAGGAAUCGCAAACACCACAGCGACUCGCGCAGUUCCUUGGUCAGAGCGCUAGUCGUUGGCGCUGCCAAGUACAUCUACGUUCUUUGCGCGUCCGCAGUCAACAUCCUUGUUCUUGCCUUUGCCCAUCCAUCAUAUAGUGAGCUCAUGUUCAAUGUACAGCUCGCCCUGCAUAGUGCCAUGUCUUCACGCAUCCUUUUCGAUCUACACACGACCCAAGAGAAACGGUUAUCUACCCUGAUAGAGCUGACGCGGCGGCCUCGCUCGGGGAUCAUUAUUCAUGUGGAACAUUCGAGCCAUGUCACAGGGCCUGACGACGCGAAGCACGCGGACGGCAGGCGUUUGGGCGUUCCGUCUUGUGUAUAA